Messenger RNA from Pochonia chlamydosporia 170, 1962 nucleotides. Its product is annotated as Atypical/ABC1 protein kinase. The record is from RefSeq and is a predicted model, not a curated record. The transcript has 2 exons. NCBI's taxonomy places the organism in Eukaryota, Fungi, Ascomycota, Sordariomycetes, Hypocreales, Clavicipitaceae. Bases 1 to 1962 code for a protein of 653 amino acids.
AUGUUCCGCCACAGCACCCUCACCCUCAGUCGCACAAGAGCACACCUCCCUCGCAGCAUCGUCAAUGACGUCGUAUCCAGUCGUCGCCGCAUCGGCGGAUUCCAACCCCUCCGACCCCCUUCCCCCGAAGAGCUCGGCGCCCCCCGAGCAGCAAAGCAAUACAAAAAAGGACGAAGAUGGACGCGCUGGCUCCUAAUCGGCGCACUCACCAGCGGCACGAUCUACCUCGCCGACCGACAAAUCUACGCCUCGGGCUUCGCACGCACACUCCGCACGUUCACGACCACGCUCCUCGUAGCGGUGGACUACAAGAUCAACUUCCGACAGGAGCCCAUCACGGCUGGGUCCGUGCCGGAGCUGCACGCCCGCAACGCAGAACGCCUGUUUGACCUGCUCCGCGCGAAUGGCGGGCUGUACCUCAAGAUAGGGCAGGCGGUUGCGAUGCAGAGCGCGGUGCUGCCGCCUGAGUUCCAGAAGAUGUUUGGGCGAAUGUUUGACGACGCGCCGCAGGAUGAGUGGGAGGAUGUGGAGGCCGUGAUUAGGAGGGACUUUGGGAAGAGUGUGGAGGAGGUGUUUGGGGUGAGCUUUACCGGGAGGGAGGGGAUGGGGGUGAUGGAGCGGAAGGCGAGGGCGAGUGCGAGCGUUGCGCAGGUUCAUUGGGCGAGGUUGCAGGAUGGGCGGGAGGUGGCUAUUAAGAUUCAGAAGAGGGAGAUUGCGAAGCAGAUUGCGUGGGAUUUGUGGGCUUUUAGGGCGGUGACGUGGAUCUACUCAAAGUGGUUUGACCUUCCGCUGUAUACUCUUGUUCCGUUCAUCACGGAGCGUCUUGAGCUGGAGACGGAUUUUCUUAAUGAGGCCAAGAACUCGGAGACGAUGAGAAACUUGGUCAACUCGGAGAAGAGUCUCAAGGGGAGGGUGUACGUUCCGGUCGUUUACUCUGAUUUGACUACGAAGCGCGUCUUGACUACCGAAUGGAUCGAAGGGGUACGGCUGUGGGAUAAAAAAGCACUUACAUCACGGUGGCUAGGCGGUCAUGGUAAAGGCUCACCUGGCGCGAAAGCUCCAUUGCCACCCGUGGAUAUGGCCUCUGCUCGUCGCGAAAUUCGUGCGAAGCCGUACAACGAAAAGAUUAAGCCCGAGCGCCAGGAGUGGAAAGGUCUUCGGGGUCGCGGUGGUCUUGGACUCUCCACCAAGGAAGUCAUGACCACCAUGGUCGACUUGUUUUCUGCGCAGAUUUUCAAAUGGGGCGUUGUUCAUUGCGAUCCUCACCCGGGCAACAUCUUCAUCCGGCGUCUUCCCAAUGGACGUGCGGAACUGGUACUUAUCGACCACGGUCUCUACGUGUACAUGGCUCCCAAGUUCCGGCACGAGUACAGCGCCUUCUGGAAGGCCCUCAUGACGUUCGACAACAAGACCAUCUCGAAAGUAACGUCAGAAUGGGGCAUCAAGGGCGCCGAUUUCUUCGCCAGCGCUACCCUAAUGCGACCAUACGAAGGCGGAGAUAACUCGCUCCGUGACAGCAUCAAGAAAGAUCUGGAGGGCAAGACGCCAGAAGAGCGCCACUACGCCAUGCAGCAGCUCAUGAAGCAGAGUCUCAAAGACAUGCUUGCGGAUGAAGAGAAGUGGCCCAAGGAACUCAUCUUCAUCGGCAGGAAUAUGCGUAUCGUCCAGGGAAAUAACCAGUAUCUCGGAUCCCCCGUCAACAGAGUCAAAAUGAUGGGCGAGUGGGCCAGCAGGAGUCUGUUCCAGGAUAAGAACCUGCCGCUGACCCAGAGGAUGACCAACGCCUGGAGACAUGUGCUCUUCAAGACUGUCAUGUUUGGCACAGACGUGGCAUUCUACUUCUUCAAAGUGAGACAGUGGUUGGGACUGGGCGGCGGAAUGGAGGACGAGAUGGAGAGGAGGAUGAGGGGCAUGGCUCAAGAUUACGGUAUUGAAUUGCAGCAUGAUGUCUUUGAGGGAUAG